CUUUAGGGAAUGUUUAGCCCAUAUUGUUCAUAUCGUUCCGUUAGAGCACUUUAUACCAAACUAUGUACAACUAAUCGAUGACUCGGUCGCCGGUUUCUUCUAAUUUACUUAAAAAACCAUUCAUUAUAGAACCUUAUAUGGCGAAGCCAUUCGUUAAUAUCUAUGACCCGCAUGGUACAUCCGAAGCACCGUUCACUGCUGAAGCAAAUGUACAAUAUGCUGCAGAGCUCUUUUCAAAGAAGGUUUCAACUAAUCCAGUUUAUGUAGCAGAUACUAUAGACAAGGCCCCUAAGAAGAAAAUCCCACAGGUGGCUAUAGUAGGUAGAUCAAAUGUUGGCAAAUCGAGCAUUAUCAACUCUCUGCUAUAUAGGCAGAUGAUACCGCACUUUGCUAGGAAUAUGUUAUCUAAUGGACAACUGCUAAAGAACCCGAAAUUCGCGCCGGUGUCAAACAAUCCAGGAAGAACUAGACACAUGUUCACAUUUGAUCUAGGAGCUGAACUUUCAUUAGUUGACCUCCCGGGAUACGGAUUUGCCAAGGUGAAUGAUAAUAUUAGAAAUGAGUGGUCUGUCCUGGUUAACAAGUACCUUGAGGAAUCAACGAGCUUACAAAGAGUGUUGUCCCUGAUAGAUGCACGCAGAGGACCAAUGGAACGUGAUUUAAAACUAUGGUCGAUGCUGGAAGAGUUGCGGGUACCAUUCCAAGUAGUACUUACCAAAUGCGAAGCGCUUAAACCUAUAGAGCUACACAUGGUGUGCCAGCGCGUGGCAGAGAUGGUAUUGGCACACGGAGAAACCGUACAUCCGUAUAUACACUCCACGUCAGCGCUUAAGCAGCUAGGAAUACAUGAACUCAGGCUGUCUAUCGCACACAUCGCAUCUACACAUAAGGCAAAAAAACAAUUAGUAGCAACGCAGUAAUGU
Messenger RNA from Babesia bovis T2Bo, 923 nucleotides. Its product is annotated as GTP-binding domain family protein. The transcript has 8 exons. The coding region runs from base 78 to 920 and encodes 280 amino acids. The record is from RefSeq and is a predicted model, not a curated record. NCBI's taxonomy places the organism in Eukaryota, Apicomplexa, Aconoidasida, Piroplasmida, Babesiidae. Gene Ontology annotation, molecular function: GTP binding.